This is a messenger RNA of Onychostruthus taczanowskii (white-rumped snowfinch), 929 nucleotides long. RefSeq lists its product as uncharacterized. The transcript is spliced from 4 exons. Lineage: Eukaryota; Metazoa; Chordata; Aves; Passeriformes; Passeridae. The record is from RefSeq and is a predicted model, not a curated record. Bases 1 to 624 code for a protein of 207 amino acids.
AUGCACCAUUGCACGUACCCGGGCGCAAAUCCUUUCCUGCGUCUCCCAAAACCGCACCUCGGCGGGCUCCUGAGCCACAGGCUGUGCCGCUCCCGGGACAAACCGCCCGCCACCACUUUCUGGGAACCUCCCUUAACUUCAAAGAAAUUUUCCCCCUACUGCCGUCACCCAGGUUUCCAAAGGCAGCUGCCGAGGUCCUCCCGGGCAGGAAGAGAGGACGGAGGAAGGAGCCGAGAGCCUCGGGCGGUGCCUCCAGGCUUCCGUCCUCCCGGCGGGGUCAGGCUCACCCGCGCCCGGCGCCCACUGCCCAUCUCCGCCCGGAACCCUCCUCAGACACAGGAAUGCGUCCGGGGAAGGCGCGGCAGGGAUGGCUGCUCUCGGCCAAAUACAUUUAUUUUGCUGGCAGCAUCCAUGAUACUGGACAUCACAGCUCAUCCAUACCAACCAGGAGGCUACCACAAAACUUGGACUGAAGAGCCUCUCCAAGAAAAGUGGAAGGGACCAUAUCAAGUGCUGCUAACCAUCAAUACUAGGGGCAGCGUUCGAUCUCAGCACUACCAAGGAGCAGCUGGCAGAAGCAGGGGAAGCCGGCAGAUUCGACCUUGGUGCCGAAUUGCAGCGUAGCAGUGUCCUGGAGCCGAAUGCACAACUAUCCCACAGCACCGCGGGUGUCCCACAGCACUGCGCGACCGCUCCCUCUGCUCCGCAGAAACGGCAGGAAGGGGGGAAGGACUCUUCCCCUGCAGUGAAGUCUCGGGCAGAGCCCAAAACUUCUCACACAACAUCCCCAGUGUUAUAAAUAAAUAUGUAUUUGUUGGCUUUUGCUAUGAUUUAUUGGCUUUUACAAAUUAUAUUGCUAUAGUAGAUUUUGUAAUCUCUUUUUAACUGCUUUUAAUAGAGAAUAAUUUGUCAGCCUUUUAUGGUUGCCG